Messenger RNA from Nerophis lumbriciformis (worm pipefish), 2226 nucleotides. NCBI's taxonomy places the organism in Eukaryota, Metazoa, Chordata, Actinopteri, Syngnathiformes, Syngnathidae. The record is from RefSeq and is a predicted model, not a curated record.
AGAAGGCCCACAUGGAGCAUCAGGUCCGGGUCCUGGAGCUCCUCACCAGCCUGGCCAGAGAACAAGGUGGCAGAGCACAGGAGCACAAAGAUGCCAAUGGCGAGGAAAAGGAGACACGCACGUGAAAGGACAAGAUGCCUCAGACUCCGCCCUCCUCGGGGCAGCACAACAAGAACCUGGACCAGACCAAGGACCAGGUCUACGCUGGACUCUACUACCAUGACAACAACCUGACGUCCGGGUCCUUGGAGGCCCUCAUUCAUCACCUGGUGCCCACUUUGGACUACUACCCUGAUAGGACGUUCAUCUUCACCUUCCUGCUCAGUUCCCGCCUCUUCAUCCCGCCGCACCAGCUGCUGGCCCAGGUGUGUCACCUGUGGACGGAGCAGCAAGGAGCGGGCCAUGCCCCAGCGGAGCAGAUCCUGCAGCUUCUGAUGGACUGGACAGAAACCUUCCCUCAGGACUUCAGAGACCAGCGUAUGAUGUGUGGUCUGAAGGAGGUCACACUGCACAUCUGCAGCCUAGACCAGGUUUACAGGACGGCGGUGAGUCAGUUGAGUCAAGGUCUGACCAGGAGGCUGACGGUGCUCAGCCAGUACGAGGAGGCCCUGGUCAAGAUCAACGAGCGCCUCGCCGUUCUCAAAGUCAAGCCCCAGCGGGACCUGAUGUCCAUCUGCAAGCACCCCUUCACCGUCGCCCAGCAGCUGACCCACAUAGAACUGGAGCGACUGAGCUACAUCGGCCCUGAAGAGUUUGUGCAGGCCUUUGUGUGCCAAGACCAGAACCAGGACCAGGACCAGGACCAGGACCAGAAGAAGACCAGCAACCUGGGGGCUUAUGUGGACUGGUUCAACAGACUCAGCUACCUGGUGGCCACGGAGAUCUGCUUGCCGCUGAAGAAGAAGCACAGAGUCCGAGUCCUGGACUUCUUCAUCCAUGUGGCGCAUGAGUGCUUCAACAUCGGCAACUUCAACUCCCUCAUGGCCAUCUUGUCCGGCAUGAACAUGAGUCCCGUGUCCCGCCUCAAGAAGACCUGGAGCAAAGUCAAGAUGGCCAAGUUUGACAUCCUGGAACGCCAGAUGGAUGCUUCCGGAAACUUCUCCAACUACAGGACGUCGCUGCGCGGCGCCACCCAGAGGUCACGGAGCGCCAGCAGCAGCAGGGAGAAGAUGGUGGUGCCCUUCUUCAGCCUGCUGGUGAAAGACAUCUACUUCCUCCAGCAGGCGUGUGCCAGCCGCCUGCACAACUCACACCUCAACUUCCAGAAGUUGUGGGAGAUGGCCAAACAAGUCAGUGAGUUCAUCAGCUGGAAGAAGGUGGAGUGUCCCUUUGACAAGGACCGCAGGAUUCUCACACACCUGCUGACCUCACCUGUCUGCUCUGAAGAUGCGUUGUAUUUGGCGUCGUACGAGAGCGAGGGUCCUGACAACAACAUGGAGAAGGACAGGUGGAAGUCCCUCAGAUCCACUUUGCUGAAGCAAGCAUGAGUUUGCUCUUAAAAAGAGACACAUCUUUUUUUUGGCUGACUUGUUUCCAUGACAACGUGUCCUUGACCACACCCCCUUUGUGAAGCUUUUCUAUGAAAGGACGCUGUCUCUUUAAGUGGGCGGGGCUUAUUUUUCCUCCCCGCCCACUGAGCUACAGGUUAGCUGCCGGCUAGCUAACACAAGCUAGUAGCUGUUGUUGAUCUUUUCACUUCUUUCUGACGCUGAUGUUGGAAGACUUGCUGUGGACACUCAGUGUGGGAAGACUUGCUGUGGACACUCAGUGUGGGAAGACUUGCUGUGGACACUCAGUGUGGGAAGACUUGCUGUGGACAUUCAGUGUGGGAAGACUUGCUGUGGACACUCAGUGUGGGAAGACUUGCUGUGGACACUCAGUGUGGGGAGACUUGCUGUGGACACUCAGUGUGGGAAGACUUGUUGUGGACACUCAGUGUGGGAAGACUUGCUGUGGACACUCAGUGUGGGAAGACUUGCUGUGGACACUCAGUGUGGGAAGACUUGCUGUGGACACUCAGUGUGGGAAGACUUGCUGUGGACACUCAGUGUGGGAAGACUUGCUGUGGACACUCAGUGUGGGAAGACUUGCUGUGGACACUCAGAGUGGGAAGACUUGCUGUGGACACUCAGUGUGGGAAGACUUGCUGUGGACACUCAGUGUGGGAAGACUUGUUGUGGACACUCAGUGUGGAAAGACUUGCUGUGGUCACUAAGUGUGGGAAGA